Gorilla gorilla gorilla (western lowland gorilla) is the source of this 941-nucleotide messenger RNA. RefSeq names its product ATP synthase membrane subunit f (gene ATP5MF). The transcript is spliced from 6 exons. Gene Ontology annotation, biological process: proton motive force-driven mitochondrial ATP synthesis. Lineage: Eukaryota; Metazoa; Chordata; Mammalia; Primates; Hominidae. The record is from RefSeq and is a predicted model, not a curated record. Bases 538 to 804 code for a protein of 88 amino acids. Gene Ontology annotation, molecular function: proton-transporting ATP synthase activity, rotational mechanism. Gene Ontology annotation, cellular component: proton-transporting ATP synthase complex.
UGCGUCAGCCUCCUGAGUAGCUGGGACUACAGGCGCCCGCUACCACUCCCGGCUAAUUUUUUUCUGUGUGUGUUUUUAGUAGAGACGGGGUUUCACCAUUUUGGCCAGGCUGGUCUCGAACUCCUGACCUCAAGUGAUCCGCCUGCCUUGGCCUCCCAAGUUUUGUUUGUUUGUUUUUUAUUUCUUCUAAACAAAACAAAACAAACAGGAUACACGUGCAGAACGUGCAGAGACAGUGUCUCACCUUGUCACCCAGGUUGGAGUGUAGUGGCACAAUGAUAGCUCACUGCAGCCUCGACCUGCGCUCAAGGGAUCAUCCCGCCUCAGCCUCCUAAGCAGCAGCUGGGAAUACAGGACCCUCGGAUUUUUGCUGUCCAGGCACCUCGCCCUUCGCUUCAUGGCCUUCUAGUAGUUCCAGGGUAUUCGCAGUUGUGACCUGCUUCCCGUGAGCCUCUGCUCUACGCCCCUGGAUGGGGCGUGCAUUCCCUACCCAGCAGCCCUCGCGCGGUCCGGCACAGCGGACAGCAGGACUCCAAAAUGGCGUCAGUUGUACCAGUGAAGGACAAGAAACUUCUGGAGGUCAAACUGGGGGAGCUGCCAAGCUGGAUCUUGAUGCGGGACUUCAGCCCUAGUGGCAUUUUUGGAGCGUUUCAAAGAGGUUACUACCGGUACUACAACAAGUACAUCAAUGUGAAGAAGGGGAGCAUCUCGGGGAUUACCAUGGUGCUGGCAUGCUACGUGCUCUUUAGCUACUCCUUUUCCUACAAGCAUCUCAAGCACGAGCGGCUCCGCAAAUACCACUGAAGAGGACACGCUCUGCACCCCCCCACCCCAUGACCUUGGCCCGAGCCCCUCCGUGAGGAACACAAUCUCGAUCGUUGCUGAAUCCUUUCAUAUCCUAAUGGGAAUUAACCUCCAAAUAAAACAUGACUGGUACGUGU